Messenger RNA from Ailuropoda melanoleuca (giant panda), 4548 nucleotides. It is a transcript of the gene NLRP12, whose product is annotated as NLR family pyrin domain containing 12. Gene Ontology annotation, cellular component: cytoplasm. Gene Ontology annotation, biological process: negative regulation of inflammatory response; positive regulation of MHC class I biosynthetic process; cellular response to cytokine stimulus. The record is from RefSeq and is a predicted model, not a curated record. Gene Ontology annotation, molecular function: protein binding. The coding region runs from base 150 to 3281 and encodes 1043 amino acids. NCBI's taxonomy places the organism in Eukaryota, Metazoa, Chordata, Mammalia, Carnivora, Ursidae. The transcript has 11 exons.
AGGAAGCUCUAUUUCAACACUAGGCCUUGCCUCUCUCGCUCCUGCAGCCCGGCCUCCGGAGGAGCGGACGGUGGGCAUGCUGGCAUCGCUCGCCUAGGGCCGACACACCCGGGGCUCCGCUGCUGCCCUGCGCGGUUCACGACGCCCCCAUGCCCCGAGCCCCAGCCAGCGACGGCCUCUGUCGCCUCUCGGCCUACCUGGAAGAGCUGGAGGCCGUAGAGCUGAAGAAGUUCAAGCUGUACCUGGGCACGGAGGCGGUGGCGAGCAGGAUCCCCUGGGGGCGGCUGGAACCGGCCGGGCCCCUGGACACCGCGCGGCUGCUGGUGGCGCACUGCGGGCCGGACGCCGCCUGGCCGCUGGCGCUGGGCCUCUUCCAGCGCAUCAACCGGCGGGACCUGUGGGAGAGAGGACAGAGAGAGGAGCCGCUGAGGGGUACUCCACCUGGUGGCCCGUCCUCCCUGGGGAGCCAGUCAGCAUGUUCUCUGGAAGUCUUUCCUGGAGCUCCAAGAAGAGAUCCCCAGGAAACCUACAGGGACUAUGUCCGCAGGAAGUUCCGGCUGAUGGAAGACCGCAAUGCACGCCUGGGGGAAUGCGUCAACCUCAGCCUCAGGUACACCCGCCUUCUCCUGGUGAAGGAGCACUCAAAUCCCAUGCGGGCCCAGCAGAAGCUCUUGGACACGAGCUGGGGCCAGGCGAGAACCCUGGGACACCAGGCCAGCUUCAUCCAGAUGGAGACCCUCUUUGAGCCCGACGAGGAGCGCCCCGAGCCGCCACGCACGGUGGUCCUGCAGGGAGCAGCGGGGAUGGGCAAGUCCAUGCUGGCCCACAAGGUGAUGCUGGACUGGGCUGACGGCAGGCUCUUCCAGGACAGGUUCGAUUACGUCUUCUACGUCAACUGCAGGGAGAUGAACCAGGGCACCGCCGAGCAGAGCGCCCAAGACCUCAUCUCCAGCUGCUGGCCUGAGCCCAGCGUGCCCCUCCAGGAGCUCGUCCGAGCCCCCGAGCGUCUCCUGUUCAUCAUUGAUGGCUUUGAUGAGCUAAAACCCUCUUUCCACGACCCUCAGGGCCCCUGGUGCCUCUGCUGGGAGGAGAAGCGGCCCACAGAGCUUCUCCUUUGCAGCCUGAUUCGGAAGAAGCUGCUGCCCGAGCUGUCGCUGCUCAUCACCAGCAGGCCCACGGCUCUGGAGAGGCUCCACCGCUGGCUGGAGCACCCCAGGCACGUGGAGAUCCUGGGCUUCUCUGAGGCAGAAAGGAAGGAGUACUUCUACAAGUACUUCCACGAUGCAGAGCAGGCCCGGCAGGUCUUCCAUUUCGUGAGGGACAACGAGCCCCUCUUCACUCUGUGCUUUGUCCCCAUGGUGUGCUGGGUCGUUUGCACCUGCCUCAAGCAGCAGCUGGAGGACGGGGGGCUUCUGAGACAGACGUCCAGGACCACGACCGCGGUGUACGUGCUCUACCUCCUGAGUCUGAUGCAGCCCAAGCCGGGGAGCCCGACCCUCCAGCCCCUGCCCGACCAGAGAGGGCUGUGCUCGUUGGCGGCCGACGGCCUCUGGAAUCGGAAAGUCCUGUUCGAGGAGCGGGACCUCCGGAAGCACGGCCUCGACGGGGCGGACGUGUCUUCCUUCCUCAAUGUGAACAUCUUCCAGAAAGACAUCCACCGUGCCAAGUUCCACAGCUUCAUCCACCUGAGCUUCCAGGAGCUCUUCGCGGCCAUGUACUACCUCCUGGACCCCGGGGAGAUGGGGUCCGGCCCGGAGCAGAACGUGACCAGGCUGCUGGCCGAGUACGGCUUUUCGGACCGGAGCUUCGUGGCGCUCACCGUCCGCUUCCUGUUCGGACUCCUGAACGAGGACACGAGGAGCUACCUGGAGAAGAGCCUUGGCUGGAAGGUCUCGCCUCACGUCAAGGCGGAGCUGCUGCGCUGCAUCCAAGGCAAAGCCCAGAGCGAGGGCUCGACUCUGCGGCAGGGCGCCCUGGAGCUCUUCAGCUGCCUGUACGAGAUCCAGGAGGAGCGCUUCAUCCGGCAGGCGCUGAGCCACUUCCAGGUGGUCGUGGUGGGCAACAUGGCCACCAAGAUGGAGCACGUGAUUGCCUCCUUCUGCGUGCAGAGCUGCCGGCACGCCCUGGUGCUGCACUUGCAUGGGGCUGCCUACAGCACGGACGAGGACGAUGGGGGGAGACGGGCUCCGGGGCCCCAGACGCUACCGGCACCGUCACCCGAGAAGCACCUUUUGCCGGAGGCCUACAGCAAACAGCUUGCCGCCGCUCUGAGCACCAACCCGAACCUGACGGAGCUGGUUUUGUACCGCAACGCGCUGGGCAGCCGGGGGGUGAGGCUGCUGUGUCAGGGGCUCAGACACCCCGGCUGCAAGCUUCAGAACCUGAGCCUGAAGAGGUGCUGUGUGCCCAGCUCCGCCUGCCAGGACCUGGCGGCCGCCCUGGUGGCCAACCGGAGUCUGACCAGGGUGGACCUCAGCUGCAACGGGCUGGGCCUGCCGGGCGUCAGGCUGCUCUGCGAGGGGCUCCAGCAUCCCGGCUGCAGGCUGCAGGCGAUCCAGUUGAGGAAGUGUCAGCUGGAGGCUGGGGCUUGCCGGGAGAUCGCCUCUGUGCUCAGCACCAAUCGACAUCUGGUGGAGUUGGACCUGACGGGAAACGUGCUGGAGGAUUUGGGGCUGAGGCUCCUGUGUCAAGGCUUGAGGCACCCAGGGUGCAGGCUGCAGAUCCUCUGGUUGAAGAUUUGCCACCUCACCGCGGCUGCCUGUGAGGAGCUCGCCUCCACCCUCGCCGUGAACCGGAGCCUGAUGGAGCUGGAUCUAAGCCUGAAUGACCUGGGGGACCCCGGGGCGCUGCUGCUGUGUGAGGGCCUCAGGCAUCCGCAGUGCAGCCUCCAGACUGUCCGGUUGGGCAUUUGCAGGCUCAGCUCGGCCACCUGCGAGGGUAUCUGCACGGUGCUCCGGGUCAACCCCCACCUUCGGGAACUGGACCUGAGCUUCAAUGACCUGGGGGACACGGGCAUGUGGCCGCUGUGCGAGGGGCUGCGACACCCCACCUGCAGGCUGCAGAAACUAUGGCUGGAUAGCUGCGGCCUCACAGCCAAAGCUUGUGAGGAUCUUUCUUCCGCCCUCGGGGUCAGCCAGACCCUGACGGAGCUUUAUCUGACCAACAACGCCCUGGGGAACGCCGGGGUCAGGCUGCUUUGCAAGGGGCUGAGUCAUCCCGGCUGCAAACUUCAAGUCCUCUGCGUGCAACGCCGAGGAGGCCGUACCUUCUGUCCUCGCUAGCUGGGUGACUUCAGGCUAUUUGGCAUGCCCCUGAAUAAAACGACCCACAGAAGACUGGCAGCCCUUCGGCUCAUGAAGCCUCACCUGGACAUCGGUUGCUGAACGGUUCUAGCCACCGGCUCUUCUCUUGGAGUCAGGACGGAGGACGGUGAUCCCUGGAGCAGUGCGUCAGUCAUCGUGAUCAGGCUUUCAUCUCCUGCAAACUGCCACGCGGGAUGGAGCCCUUCAGCUUGGGGACUGUCAUCGACGUGCGGCGCAGUGUGCAGCCUUGGUUCUGGGGAUGCAGAUGUCACGGAGGGAACUUCGGACGGGCCCCCGGUGAUUCCCAGCAGAGGGAGGUUUAGCUCCCUCUCCUUCCCCAGGACACCUGGCAAUGUCAGGAAGCGUUAGGGUGCUGCUGGGAACUCCUGGACGUAGUGGGGGGAGGGCAGGCAUACUCCCCAACACCCCACAAAGGACAAGACAGCCCCUCAUGGCCAAGUGUUUAGCUGAAAGGACAUUUGUGGCGAGGCUGAGAAUCCUCAUUCAGGGACCAGUGGUGCAAUGAGGGUGCCGGCCAUCUCGGAGGCUGCUGUUCAUGCCAACGCCGCACCCAUGCCCUUGCAACCUUGUUCUGCACGUGGUUCCGGCCCCUGGCUGGAGGCAGGUGCACUGUGGUUGGCCCCCCUACCAGGGUUGGCCCGACUGUAGGCUGGCCAAUAACCUGGACCAUGCCUUGGAUGACAACCCAUUCCAGUCGGAGACUGGAAGUGGGGAACCUCAGCCCCAGCCCAUGAUGGGCAGGAACACCCAAGGACACGUGAGCAUGACGCACUGAGGCCAUUGGUGAAGGGGUCGGGAAAAACUUCCCCAGGGAGCAUAAGGAAUUUAUAGAGGAAACUCUACUUGUAACCCAUGUGAGUCUGGGAAGGGAAAUAGAAAUCCCCUCCCUUACUGAGCCCCCGCAGCCUGUCUGGCCUCCACUCCCCAUCACCAGCUUCCGGAAGAGCCCAUCACAGCCCGAUGGGUCACGACCCAGGCCUCUUGCUGGAGCUGGAGAAGGGCAGCUCUUGGGAGGACCAAGGCUCAACACGGUUAAGAUGGAGUUACUGGGCUCCUGGUUAGAUGGCAGCCGGGGGCCAGAGCCAAGGCAGCUCCCUGGGCCUGACUGCUCAUUUCAGGGACCACACUGCAGUGGUUCGGGGAGACCCGCAGGUCACAGCCCUCCAGGACCGAUCCAUGAAAUGGUCAAUAGCAGCCAUUCCCAAUAAAAUCUUGGAAGCCAGCA